Molecule: messenger RNA, 219 nt
Organism: Loa loa (African eye worm)
Lineage: Eukaryota; Metazoa; Nematoda; Chromadorea; Rhabditida; Onchocercidae
Exons: 3
Coding region: 1-219 (72 amino acids)
Source: RefSeq, a predicted model, not a curated record
AUGAUCUUUCAAGGACAAGUAAUUAGCAGUAAUAUCGAAGCAAAACUUAAUGCAUGGGAAGUAGCUUUAUAUGAAUUUGCUACAAAAACUUAUAUUAAUCAACCAAUAAAAUUAUUGGUACUUGGAUCAGAAAUAGUCAACCAGGAGCUAAUCAAGGAUUCGCAACGGAUGGCACCAUAUUUUGUCGCUGUUAAUGGUAGGAAUGAAAGAAUGGUUUAA